Molecule: messenger RNA, 448 nt
Organism: Guillardia theta CCMP2712
Lineage: Eukaryota; Cryptophyceae; Pyrenomonadales; Geminigeraceae
Exons: 5
Coding region: 27-443 (138 amino acids)
Source: RefSeq, a predicted model, not a curated record
GGAGCGAAGUCAUAUAAACCAUCAAAAUGGCUUUUGUUCGAAUGACGAUCGCGGCCUUCGUUUGCUGCUUGCCAGUGGCAAUGUCUUUCUCUCUCCCCUCCACCUUCCCGUCUAUGUCUCUUGAAAAAUCAAGUGUGGAGGUCUCUGCAUGCAGGGACAUGUCUCGGAGAGCAGCUAUGACAACCUUAGCGUCAGGCCUUGUCACAGCUCUUGGAAGUUCAUCUGUUCUUGCAGCAGAACCAGUGCCUAUUCAAAGCGCUCCAGCUGCACAAACUCCAGAGGAUGUCAAGAAGCAGCUUGAGGAGAUCAGAAAGAAGGAUAAAUCAGGAAAUGUCCCGAGAUGGCAAGCUGAUAUUCGCAAGGCUCAGCAACAAGGGAAGGAAAUCAAAAAGAUGAGGAAGGAUCGGAAGGAGCUUUGCGAAGUCCUUGGCAGAGGCUGCUGAGGUUG